Molecule: messenger RNA, 1029 nt
Organism: Trypanosoma theileri
Lineage: Eukaryota; Euglenozoa; Kinetoplastea; Trypanosomatida; Trypanosomatidae
Product: eukaryotic translation initiation factor 3 subunit
Exons: 1
Coding region: 1-1029 (342 amino acids)
Biological process (GO): cytoplasmic translational initiation
Cellular component (GO): eukaryotic translation initiation factor 3 complex, eIF3m; cytoplasm
Molecular function (GO): protein binding; RNA binding; translation initiation factor activity
Source: RefSeq, a predicted model, not a curated record
AUGAACAUCCAAGGCGUAGCUCUUCACGGGCACAUGAAGCCCGUGACUAUGAUCAAGUUUAACCGCGAGGGUGACUUGCUCUUUUCCACGGCAAAAGAACCCAAUGUGAGUGUAUGGUAUACAAAGACAGGCGAACGUCUUGGUGUGUACAAUGGUCACAGUGCUAUCUCUGCAUGUGAUGUGAACAAUUACUCCACACUUCUUGUAACGGGUGGUAUGGACUUUAAGGCCAAACUUUGGUGUGUGGAAAGUGGAGAGGAACUGGCGAAUAUUAUGCUUAAGAGUCCUGCCAAGUCUGUGGCUUUUGCGCAUGAUGACAGUAAAUUCUUGGUCAGUACUUCACGAAAAAUGGGUGAGAAGGCGGCAGUGCAGCUUUACAACUUACCCUUUGCCGUUCCAAAGGAUGAUUACUUGGUAAAGCCUGUUAAAACAAGUUUUAACCCAUGUGCAGAGUUUAUUUCAGAAUGUGACGAUAUCACUUUUGCUGUUUGGGGACCGACAAAUGACACGAUUUACUACUCCAUGUCAGACGGAUCUGUGGCCAUUCUUGAUGUGGAAACUAUGCGCACAGUUCGUACGCAGCAGCCCCAUGAGGAUACGAUCAACCGCAUCAGUUUUGACCCCAAUUACUACACUCUUAUUACAGCCUCUAAGGACAAGACAGCCCGUCUGCUAGAUUCCCGUGACAUGUCGCUCAUUCAGACAUACACAAGUGAUGUGCCAGUGAACGAUGCUUCUAUUUCACCAUGCGGUGAUCAUAUCAUUCUAGGAGGAGGUAUGGAUGCCCAAGAUGUGACAACACAGGGUGGUCAGACAACCUUUGAAGUGAAGUUCUAUCACAAGGUGCAUGAGAAGCAACUCGGUCAGGUACGUUGCCAUUUUGGUACCAUUAACUCUGUGGCAUUCUUCCCUGAUGGUCGUGGGUUUGCUAGUGGAGCUUUUGACGGUCUCGUGAAACUCCACCGCUUUGAUGAGAAUUAUGAUAUGUCUCCUGGUGCAAAACCCAUUUGGACACCAGAAUCCAUCUGA